Molecule: messenger RNA, 1634 nt
Organism: Eutrema salsugineum
Lineage: Eukaryota; Viridiplantae; Streptophyta; Magnoliopsida; Brassicales; Brassicaceae
Product: RGG repeats nuclear RNA binding protein A
Exons: 7
Coding region: 253-1332 (359 amino acids)
Cellular component (GO): cytoplasm; nucleus
Molecular function (GO): RNA binding
Source: RefSeq, a predicted model, not a curated record
CUACGCCGCUUUUCGGCCACUCCAAAAAUUGCCACAUUUUCUUUCUUUUCAUUUCUCUUACCAAACUCAAAUUAGUUCCUGUCCUAAUUCCCAUUUCGUCUCUUUCAUUCCGACGUUUCUUUUCUACUCUUUAGAUCUAUUAAUCCAUGGCUUCACUUUAUUACUACUGUUAGUUGUCUCUGUGACUCUGUGUGAUACUUUUGGGGAGGAAAAAAGUUUGUGUGUUUUAAUCACUUCGAUUGAUUUUAAGAUAUGGCAACUUUGAACCCUUUUGAUCUGUUGGGUAACGACGCUGAGGAUCCAAGCCAGCUCGCCGUCUCCAUCGCUCCACCGGAGAAAACUGAUAAGUCCAAGAAGUCUGGUCCCAUUUCAGCUGCUGGGAAGCUUCCGUCGAAGCCACUUCCUCCUGCUCAAGCUGUGAAAGAGGCUAGGAGUGAAGCUCCACGUGGUGGUGGUAGAGGCAGCGGAGGGUUUAGCCGUGGUCGUGGAGGUCCUGGUGGUUACAACCGUGAUUUUGGACGUGGUGAUGGUCCCGGAGGUAACAAUGGAUACUCAGGGGGAUACAGUAAGCCCUCAGAGGAAGGAGACGUGUCAAAGUCUUCUUAUGAGAGGCGUGGUGGUGGUGGAGGUGCUCCUCGUGGUUCUUUCCGUGGUGGUCGACGUGAAGAUGGUGAAGGCGAACGUCCUCGAAGGACGCACGAGCGUCGCAGUGGAACUGGCAGGGGGGGUGACUUCAAACGUGAAGGAUCUGGUCGUGGAAAUUGGGGAACACCAGGAGAAGAAGUCUUUGCUGGUGAGACUGAGGAAGUAGCUGGUGCUGAGACUGAAAAGAAUGCUGUGGAGAAGCCUGCUGGUGAUGAUGUAGCUGCUGAUGCUAACAAGGAGAACACUGCUGAAGCUGAGGAGGAGAAAGAGCCUGAGAACAAGGAAAUGACUCUGGAUGAGUAUGAGAAAAUCCUUGAGGAGAAGAAAAAGGCCCUUCAAUCUCAGACCACCUCCGAGAGGAAAGUUGAUACUAAAGUGUUUGAAUCAAUGCAACAACUCUCAAACAAGAAGUCUAACGAUGAAAUCUUCAUCAAGUUGGGUUCUGACAAGGACAAACGCAAAGAUGACAAAGAAGAGAAGGCCAAAAAGGCUGUGAGCAUCAAUGAGUUUCUGAAGCCAGCUGAGGGUGAGAACUACUACCGAGGAGGAGGUCGUGGUGGCCGUGAACGUGGUGGUCGUGGUCGUGGCCGUGGAGGUGCUUCUAGCGGCGGAUUUGGUGGCCACCGUAGUGAAGCUGCGCCUGUCAUUGGAGAUACUGCUCAGUUCCCAUCUCUUGGGGGCAAGUAAGAUCCAUCCAAUGAAAACAUCGAAACUCGUUCCAGUUUUCCUCCGCUGCUGAAAUCGAGUCUGAAUGAUUUACUGUUUACCGGUCUUUUGUUGUCAGGUGUAAAUUUUUAGUUGUCGUCAGUUUCUUAGAUUUUAUGCAAGCUUAUGCCUGACCGGUUUUUUUUUUUACUUUUGAAACAACAAUACACUCUUUUUUUCCUUUGUUUACCUACCAUUUAGUCUUUAGUCGUUUGUUGUUUUCUUAUUUAUGAUACUUGUUUCAGACAGACAAUUCUAAUGUUAUCAUCGGUUUCGAGUCUUCA